Molecule: messenger RNA, 1167 nt
Organism: Capsicum annuum
Lineage: Eukaryota; Viridiplantae; Streptophyta; Magnoliopsida; Solanales; Solanaceae
Product: pectin acetylesterase 8-like
Exons: 12
Coding region: 1-1167 (388 amino acids)
Biological process (GO): cell wall organization
Cellular component (GO): plant-type cell wall
Molecular function (GO): pectin acetylesterase activity
Source: RefSeq, a predicted model, not a curated record
AUGGGAAACUUUUGGUUUACUUUGUUAGUGUUGUCAACAAUGUUGACAACCAUAUUGGCAACAAAAGAAUUGAAGGUCAACAUGACGAUACUUCAAAGCGCGACUGCUAAAGGCGCUGUAUGCCUUGAUGGCAGUCCACCCGCAUAUUAUCUGGAUAGAGGAUAUGGUAGCAGAAUUCGAAGCUGGAUCAUCUACUUGGAUGGUGGUGGCUGGUGUGAUAGUGUUCGAAGUUGCAAAGCUCGUUCAAAAGGAUUCUUGGGUUCUUCUACGACAACGCCAUUGCAUCCACCAGCUACAUUUUCAGGCAUUCUUCAUAAUGAUCCCACAGUUAAUCCAGAUUUUUACAAUUGGAAUAGAGUAAGGGUUCUAUACUGUGAUGGAUCGUCUUUCACUGGUGAUGCUGCACAUGUUGACCCUGAAACCAAAGUUUAUUAUAGAGGGGCAAGAAUCUUCAAAGCCAUUAUGGAUGAUUUAUUGCAGAAAGGAAUGCGGAAUGCUGAAAAUGCAAUUUUAUCCGGAACUUCAGCAGGAGGUUUGGCAACAAUCUUGAACUGCGACAAGUUCAAAUCCCUCUUACCAAAGAAUGCCAAAGUUAAGUGUGUUGCAGAUGCCGGCUUCUUCAUCAACGCGAAGACUAUCUCUGGUACUUCUGAUAUUCAACAAAUGUAUAACAAAGUUGUGAAGUUACAUGGAUCGGCUAAGAAUUUGCCUCCAUCGUGUACGUCUGCAAUGAAACCAAGUCUGUGUUUUUUCCCUCAGAAUGUUGUUCCAUAUGUCCAAACUCCACUGUUUAUAAUCAAUUCAGCUUAUGACACUUGGCAGGUUGGUAACACGUUGGUUCCUCAAUAUCUUGAUCCACAACAUAUAUGGGACGACUGCAGGAACCAAUUAAGCAAUUGCACAUUUAGCCAACGUAAAAUUAUUAAAGGUUUUGGUGUGGAGUUCUUGAAGACAUUCUCGGAACUAACCCCUUCUUGUACGAGGGGUUAUUUCAUAACCUCGUGUUAUUCUCAUGGUCAAAUUAUAUGGGCGAGGUAUUGGUUCAGUCCUACAUCUCCACAAUUACUUAAUAAGACAAUUGGUGAAGCUGUUGCGGAUUGGUUUUCUGACAAAGCAGUGGUUCAAUAUGUAGACCUAUAUCCCUCUGCUAAAGAUUGCAAGAAAUAA